Molecule: messenger RNA, 1308 nt
Organism: Pseudozyma hubeiensis SY62
Lineage: Eukaryota; Fungi; Basidiomycota; Ustilaginomycetes; Ustilaginales; Ustilaginaceae
Product: TBP-interacting protein
Exons: 1
Coding region: 1-1308 (435 amino acids)
Biological process (GO): chromatin remodeling; regulation of transcription by RNA polymerase II; box C/D snoRNP assembly
Cellular component (GO): Swr1 complex; R2TP complex; Ino80 complex
Molecular function (GO): DNA helicase activity; ATP binding; ATP hydrolysis activity
Source: RefSeq, a predicted model, not a curated record
AUGCGCAAUUCUUACCCUUUGAACGUGACACUGCAGGCCUGCGGACUCGUUCUCGACCUCAUCCGAAUGAAGAAGUUUGCGGGAAAGGCUCUGCUCCUCGCAGGUGGUCCAGGAACCGGCAAAACCGCCCUUGCGCUUGCAGUCUCGCAAGAGCUCGGCCAAAGGGUUCCUUUCUGCCCAAUGGUCGGUUCCGAGGUCUACAGCUCCGAGGUCAAGAAGACCGAAGUACUCAUGGAAAACUUCCGCAGAGCCAUCGGCCUGCGUGUACGCGAGACGAAGGAGGUAUACGAGGGAGAGAUCACAGAGCUCACGCCCACCGAGGCCGAGAAUCCGCUUUCGGGCUACGGCAAGACCAUCGCCCACGUCGUCAUCGCUCUCAAAACAGUCAAAGGCACCAAGCAGCUGCGACUCGACCCCAGCAUCUACGAGAGCAUCAUGAAGGAGCGCAUCAGCGUCGGCGAUGUCAUCUACAUUGAAGCCAACACCGGCGCAGUCAAACGUGUCGGAAGGAGCGAUGCUUACGCGACCGAGUUCGACCUCGAAGCCGAAGAGUACGUACCGCUGCCUAAAGGCGAUGUUCACAAACGCAAGGAGGUGGUACAGGACGUGACAUUGCACGACCUCGACAUGGCCAACGCAAAGCCGCAGGGAGGUCAGGACAUCAUGAGCGUCGUUGGUCAGCUUGUCAAGGGACGAAGGACGGAAGUCACUGACAAGUUGCGCGGCGAAAUUAACCGCGUCGUCGACAAAUACAUCGAGCAGGGUAUCGCCGAGCUCGUUCCUGGUGUGUUGUUUAUCGACGAAGUGCACAUGCUCGACAUGGAGUGCUUCACCUACCUCAACCGUGCUCUCGAGUCGACCAUCAGCCCUCACGUCAUCCUUGCCACCAACCGCGGACAGUGCAUGGUACGCGGUACCGAGUAUGAGGGACCAGCAUCGGGCACCGGUAUCGUUGCGCCCCACGGAAUUCCCCUCGAUCUGCUGGACCGAUGCAUGAUCGUGCGCACGAUGCCCUACGAGAAGGACGAGAUCCGUGAGGUGCUCCGACUCCGUACCAAGGUCGAAGGUCACUUGAUCGCGGAAGAUGCACUGGAAAAGCUUACAGAGGAGGGUGUCGGAAGCUCACUGCGUUUCGCCCUCCAGCUUUUGAGCCCAUCAUCGAUCCUUGCCAAGACUGCUGGACGCUCAGAAAUCACGACGAAGGACAUCGCGGAAGCAACCGAGUUGUUCAUGGACGCUCGCCGUUCGGCCAAAAUCCUCAUGUCGAUCGGCGAAGCCACCGAAACUGUGCCGAUGGAGACGUCCUGA